GCGAAAAAUGGAUCAACAUAUUUUCCAUCGUAGUUGGAUGUACGAUAGAAAAUAUCCGGGGAAAAGGAAACUUAAGGCGGCUUUUGUGGAUGGAGUUCGUGAAUUUGUUGCUUACGCCAUGGCGCAAGAUGCCUUUCAAUUGGAGGGAGGGAUAAGAUGUCUGUGUGUUAAAUGUACGUGUAGGUUGAUUCGGAGCCCAAAAGAUGUUCUAAACCAUUUAAAGGACCUUGGUUUUAUGGAGAAUUAUUAUGUGUGGAUUUAUCACGAUGAACAAGAGCCUACAAAUAAUACCGAGUCUGAUGUUAAUAUGCACGCUUCAAGCAGUGAGGCGCGUAUGGAGUGUGAAAACUUUGGCGUGAUGGAAGAUAUGGUCGGUGAUGCACUUGGGGUGAACCUGUCUUACAACGAGGGUGGUGAAGAGGAAACAAUCCCGAAUGAGAAAGCGUUGAAGUUUUACAAGAUGAUGCAAGAAGUAAACAAGCCGUUGUUUGAAGGGUCGUCUGAUUCUAAGUUAUCAAUGAGUGUGAGGCUUUUAGCUGCCGCGUCAGAUUGGAGUGUAGCCGAAGAAGGCUCAGAGUAUACAGAUAUCAUGAGGGACGCAACUUCCAAACCUAGCUUCUCACAAUCGGUCCAAUAGUUCCAAUCGGUGCUACAAUUGCUCAGUUUCCAACUCACUCAGUCCACAAUCCAUCACCGUUGAUUUUAUUGCCCUAAAAGCCUGUGUGGUCGUUUUUUGUUCUUCUUCUAGAAGUCGUGUUCGCCGUGUUCUCAAUCGCUCAAGAAACCACCGCCGCCGCCGUGUUAUAACUAGUUUUGAACUAAGUUAAGUUUCUCCUGUUUAUUUUAAUAUAUAAUCCUGCCAUAUGGAUAUGUGUGGUGUGUGUGGAAGUAAUAUAGUUUUUCUGUUUUUUAUGAGGUAGAUUAGAAGAAGAUAUGCAUCAUAAUUUGGAUCAGUAUUAUGUCAUCCAUUCAUGAGAUUAUAUCUGCCAUUUGUUGGUUUUGAUUCAGAUUUGUUUUUGAGCAUUAGAGUCUGUUAUUUUCUUGGUGCUUAAAGAAAUGUGCUAGAGUUGAUGUAUGAGCGAUGAGCUAAUUGUUGUGCAUUUUAUGAAGUGUCAAAGGAAAUUUAAGAGAUUGUAAUUACUCUUCAUUGUGAAGAUUGAAGAUUGUAAUUAAUCUUCAUUACGAUGAGCUAAGAGUUUGAAUUAAAUGUAUUUUGAUUUAUCUAAUUUUGAACUAUGUUUAUAGGAACUUGGAUCAACUUGAGGUGUUAUCGAAGAAAUAGAAGAAGCUUAAUCAAAGACUAUAAGAGCCAAGGCGUCUUCACAAUCCAUUGCUGCAACUAGGUUAUCUGAUUCUGUUUUUCAAUUUUAUUUAUUUAUAGAAGUAUUGUAUGAUUCUGUUUUUAGCUAUCAAUAACUUUUGGUGCUGAGUUUGGUGAUGGAGUACCAUUGAAUUAGUUGAUCAUUUUGAUUAUUGAAAUUCAUUCUUUACUCACUAGCUUGAUUUAAUUCUCUUUAUUUCAUUUUGGCUAUGUUUUGAAAAUUAGGACAGAAUUGUAGUAUAAGCUUAUAACACAAUUUUUGGUUGAAGAUUCUGACUUUUCUUUAUCUCUAAGUUGAAUUCCACUAAAUUCUUGAGAUAGAUUGGUUGAUGUUACUGUCAAAUAAAAUUCUUGAGGUAGUGUUUUCGCUGCUCCCUUUUCCACCAUGAUAUAGCCAUGUCGGUGUCCUAGGUUUUUUUAGA
This is a messenger RNA of Medicago truncatula (barrel medic), 1743 nucleotides long. RefSeq lists its product as uncharacterized. Lineage: Eukaryota; Viridiplantae; Streptophyta; Magnoliopsida; Fabales; Fabaceae. The transcript has 2 exons. Bases 8 to 637 code for a protein of 209 amino acids. The record is from RefSeq and is a predicted model, not a curated record.